UCAUCACACAAACACGGAAGUCUGUGCUGUUCCGUCAAUGCCGCGAAAAGUAUAACUGUGGCAGACUAGAGAGAUAGAUCAUUGCUAUGGCUGAGAAAUGCCCAAAGUCAAAACUAAAAAGAAAGAAAUUGUCUAUCGAAGAGCCCCUAACUGAUAUAUUUUCCAGGAACACGCUGAUAAAGAACAACGAAAGUUCCAGUGCAUCGAUUAAAAGCUUGCGUUCAACGAGACCUGUGGUCCCUACAGAGACGUGGUGGUCCAGAGGUGACCUGGCUGCAGUUGAGAGUCUCUGGGCCCUGACUCUAAGCUCUGCUCUUCCCUGUCUUGACGCUCACCCCUGGGACCCAGUCCCUGACCUUCCAACAGCCUCCACACUGAGCUCUAAUGUAGACCAGCAGAUUGAAUGGAGAUGGUGUAGCCUCAGUGAGGACAUGACUCCCUUGCCCUCCUCUCCCUCCUCUCCUCUGAGUACUUCCACGGCCCCACACUGUUCCACCCCAGACUCUCCUCUCAAUCCUUCUCCUGGGCUGGAAAAGACUCUCCUCCCAGUCCCACUACAGACUAGCCAGACAACAUCCACCAUCAAUGGCCCUCCUUCGAAGUCUGCUCCCUGUCUCGAGGGGCCCGGAGAGGGGACCAGUAGUAGUGGUGCUGGCCCCCACAGACCACCAAGUCUGGGAGCCAAAGUGCCUUCUAGCUACAGAAGGGGAGGCCCAUGGAGUGGAGGGGGAGUGUCAUCCAGAAAGGACACAAAACGAGGGGAAGGAGGGCAAAACACGGCAGCGGCCAGACCCCACCCUACAGCCAGGCGACCAGGAGGAGAGAAGGAGAGUCACCCCUCUACUCCUCAGCUCUUCAUCAGAGCAGGGAACGGAGGAUCAUCAUUACCAGCAGAAGCAAGAAAGGGUGGAGGAGGAGGAGAUGAGGGUGAUAAGAGGGGGAUGAAGAGGCUGCAGCUACCUGCAAACCAGGUGGAUGCCACGUCCUCUACCUCUGACAGCUUCACUGCUGCUCCCAUGGAGGAGGGGGAAAAAACGGAGGAAGGGGUGUCUGGGAUGGGCAGAGCUGAUUGGGUUGCUGGCAAAGGAGGAGGAGGAAGGGCAAUGCAGAGCUGCCCCAUGUGCCUGGUGCCGUUUCCAGCUGGGUUCACUCAGAUGGACUGUGACAGCCACCUGGCCAAGUGUCUGUCGGAGAUGACCCUCGACAUGACCUGGUGAUAGUCCACAGAGUCUUCUUCUGACACCAAGGAUGGAUGGAGGUCUGGAAGGACAGCUAGCUGGCUGUUGCACCACAUUUGGGUUGUGUUCACUAGGCACAAAACAGAAGAAAAAGGACUGAAUUGGGGAGGUGCUAUCGGAAAUGCUUGUUUUUGCCAUCCGUCACAAAACGUUUUGCUACAGUGUGCUCUAACGAGGAGUUAGUUUCACUCCACUCACCCUGUUGUUUGGCUAGUUGGUCGUUUUGAUUCAAACUCCAGUGGUAUCAGCGGUAAAAUACAGUAUGUGAUUCUACUGAUCAUCUAGUCUUCAGUCAUGGGUUUAAUUUGUAGAAUCUUGUGUGACUGUUGGCUGGAGCAAAAACCCGCCUUUACCCUUUAAGAUUUACUGACUUACUGUCCCACCUCUGCCCCUUCCCACCAACCUAUCAUCAUGCACUACAAGGUUGGAAUCAUAGAGAUGGAUAGAGGGCACACCUGCCACUAAGCAUUUGAGGUGUACCACUUCCCAUCGCUAUGGUUGGAAACAAUCUCUGAUGGGUCCCAUAUUGCUUCAUUCAGAUACACAUUUUGUUCUCUCCUCCGCUCCUAACUGCAUAUGCUGCCAUAGAAAUAGAAUGAAUAGAACGGGCGUCCCCAUUCAAGUCAACAAAGGUAUAAUGGGUGGACUGGUGGCCAAAACGAGGAGCAAAGCAGGAAGUGUACCCUGUAGUAGUUAGUAGAAGUAGUUGCCAUGGUAGCCUAAGCAGAGAGCUCCUGUAAAUACUGCCUUCAGAAAGUCUUCACACCCCUUUACCUUUUCCACAUUUUGUGUUACAGCCUGAAUUUAAAAUGGAUUCAAUUGAGAUUUGUCAUCACUGGCCUACACUCAACACCCCAUAAUGUCACAAUACCCCAUAACUGGAAUUCUGUUUGUUUAUUUUAUUUGACAAAUUAAUGAAAAUCUGAAAUGUCUUCAGUCAAUAAUUAUUCAACCCCUUUGUUAUGGCAAGCCUAAAUAAGUUCAAGAGUAAAAAUGUGCUUAACAAGUAACUUAACUUGCAUGGACUCACUUUGUGUGCAAAAAGUGUUUAAUUAGAUUUUUAAAUGACGACCCCAUCUCUGUACCCCACACACACAAAUCAAAUUAAACACUUAUCUGUCAGGUCCCUCAGUCGAGCAGUGAAUUUCAAACACAGAUUCAACCACAAGGACCAGCGAGGAUUUCCAAUACCUCGCAAAGAAGGACACCUAUUGGUGGAUGGAUAAAUGCAGACAUUGAAUAUCCCUUUGAGCAUGGUGAA
Oncorhynchus tshawytscha (Chinook salmon) is the source of this 2499-nucleotide messenger RNA. RefSeq names its product translation initiation factor IF-2. NCBI's taxonomy places the organism in Eukaryota, Metazoa, Chordata, Actinopteri, Salmoniformes, Salmonidae. Bases 87 to 1217 code for a protein of 376 amino acids. The transcript has 4 exons. Gene Ontology annotation, molecular function: ubiquitin binding. The record is from RefSeq and is a predicted model, not a curated record.